AUGAUGCCUGGGGGCUUAUCUGAGACUAAGCCUGCUACUCCAGAAAUCCAGCAUAUUGUUAACCAGGUGAAGCAACAGUAUGAAAGCAAGCAAGACAGGACAUAUGACAUCUUUAAAGCCAUAGUGUAUAGGACUCAGGUGGUUGCUGGGAUAAACUACUUUAUUAAGGUCCAAGAUGGCGAUGAUGACUAUGUCCACUUAAGGGUGUUUCAGAGCCUUCCUCAUGAGAACCAAGGUCCCAGCCUUGUCAGUUUUCAGUCUGGCAAGACCAGAGAUGAUCCUUUGACCUACUUCUGA
This is a messenger RNA of Pelecanus crispus (Dalmatian pelican), 297 nucleotides long. RefSeq names its product cystatin-A. Gene Ontology annotation, cellular component: cytosol. The record is from RefSeq and is a predicted model, not a curated record. Gene Ontology annotation, molecular function: cysteine-type endopeptidase inhibitor activity. Lineage: Eukaryota; Metazoa; Chordata; Aves; Pelecaniformes; Pelecanidae.